GCAGAGAGAUUGAGAGAGAGAGAGAGAGAGAGACAGAGAUAGACGGAGAUCUCUGGAGCAGACCUCAAGGUGACUUCCGUUUCUAUCUGGUUCACGUCUGGGGGGGCCCUGGCCGGGCAGCCCCCCCACAUUUCUCCCGCCCUGAAACACGGCUCUAGCCAACCUGCUCCGCUGCUUCACCUGCGACCGUCUGUGCGGGGGCUGCACAGCGCCAGCCCCUCCAGCCCGCCAGGGCAUCGUCCUGCAGCCCGUCAUGCCCAGCUGCGACCCUGGCCCGGGCCCCGCCUGCCUCCCCACCAAGACCUUCCGCAGCUACCUGCCCCGUUGCCACCGCACUUACAGCUGCGUCCACUGCCGUGCACACCUGGCCAAACAUGAUGAGCUUAUCUCCAAGUCUUUCCAAGGGAGCCAUGGCCGAGCCUACCUGUUUAACUCCGUGGUCAACGUGGGUUGUGGACCGGCGGAACAGCGCCUCCUGCUCACGGGGCUCCACUCGGUAGCUGACAUUUUCUGCGAGAGCUGCAAAACCACCCUGGGCUGGAAAUAUGAGCAGGCUUUUGAGACGAGCCAGAAGUACAAGGAGGGGAAGUACAUCAUUGAAAUGUCACACAUGGUGAAGGACAACGGCUGGGACUGA
Neomonachus schauinslandi (Hawaiian monk seal) is the source of this 637-nucleotide messenger RNA. RefSeq names its product yippee like 4 (gene YPEL4). NCBI's taxonomy places the organism in Eukaryota, Metazoa, Chordata, Mammalia, Carnivora, Phocidae. The record is from RefSeq and is a predicted model, not a curated record. The transcript has 5 exons. The coding region runs from base 254 to 637 and encodes 127 amino acids.